Mizuhopecten yessoensis (Yesso scallop) is the source of this 2320-nucleotide messenger RNA. RefSeq names its product tripartite motif-containing protein 2-like. The record is from RefSeq and is a predicted model, not a curated record. Gene Ontology annotation, molecular function: zinc ion binding; ubiquitin-protein transferase activity. Bases 440 to 2047 code for a protein of 535 amino acids. Gene Ontology annotation, biological process: positive regulation of DNA-templated transcription. NCBI's taxonomy places the organism in Eukaryota, Metazoa, Mollusca, Bivalvia, Pectinida, Pectinidae. The transcript has a single exon. Gene Ontology annotation, cellular component: nucleoplasm; chromatin.
CGUCCAUACGCCGGGAAGAUAAUAAGACACCCACGCUCUGGCCGGGUAAAUACUGUUGUGUGAUUUACAGUAUGUUAAAGUGUUGCUGUUCGUUGUCUGUGGACGGCCUGACAUUGUAAACAAGGUGAGCGAUUAUACGUGACUACAAAUGUACUGUGGUUUUCUAUACAAACAAAUAUAUUCUGCAACAUAAUUACCCCAACGGGUAAUAACCACAAUCGACAACCACUGGAUUUUGUGAAAGAAAGAUUCUAGUGGUCACUCCGGAGUUUGUGAAUACUCCAGAUUUUGAUUCGUAAUAUGGAAAUAGAUAUACUUUGUGUGAUUGUUUUUUAUCAGUGUUAGAUAAAAUGUAAACAGCUGUACAACAAACCGCCUUUUCUGUGAAUCAACUUUCUAUAGUCAAAACACUUCAACGGUUUUGCAUCAUUUUAUCAAAAUGGCCAAACCACUAUACAAAGCUCAGAUUACUUUUCGUAUCAAAGAUCAAACCACCUGUACACACCACAAAGGGGGACAACUGGACCUUUACUGUGAAGAAUGUCAAGUUCCUGUUUGCAUCAAGUGUGUAUCUACUGUACAUAAGAGUCACCUUUUGUGUGACCUUAGUAAAAUUACUCAUCAAAGUAAACAUGACAUUCAAAACUUUAUAGACAAGACAGAGAAAGUUGACCUCGUACAAAUCGACCAGUUCCUAACAUCUACUGAUAAACAACUAAAGGACAAUACCAGCAACUUUGAUAAACUUUCACACCAGUUAAAGACACAAACAAACAAAUUAAAAGAAGAUUUGGACCAAUUAACAGCACAGACUUUGUCUCUCUAUCAACAAACGGAAAAAGAUAAUACCAAGCUACUACAGACUUACAAACAGGACCUAGAAGUGUACGACGCUCAGCUAAAAAAACAAGUGCAAGAAUGUAUGAUAGCCCUUCAACAUGGCUCUGACAUACAAAUCUACGACACAGGGUGCGAGAUUCAAUCUGCAUUAACUCUCCCUGCAAAACCUACUCUAUGCACUGCCAGCUUCACACCGAACCAAAAUUCUCAGGUUCACCUGGAAAAAGCUUUUGGAGAAGUCAACACCUCCUGUCAAUGCCAGGGUCAAGCUUCACCAGGUCAUGAUCUGUCAGUUGGAUCAUCUGCUGAACAAGGAUCAUCCUCUACACAACAAAACUCCACAGGAAGAAAGGAAGUGAAAAGUCCAGUAUAUCGACUGUUGCCUCAGACCAAGGUGUUGGGGAAGUGGACGUCUCCAUGUUACAUCACUUCUGUAUGUCCAACCAUUGAUGGUCAGGUGUGGAUUAGUGCCUGUGACGAUAUCACCUUAAAUCUUCUGGAUAGGAAGGGCAAAGUAAUACAGAAGAUUAAACACAAUACUAGGAUCACAGACAUAAGUCUGUCACCCACAACCAACACACUGUGGGUCUGUGACUGGAAAAACAACAUCACAGAGCUCGUGUCAGGACGACUUGUACAGAGAUUCAGCACCAGGGAGUUACCACAGUGUAUCUGUAUUACAGUUAGUGACCAUGUCAUUGUGGGGAUGGCCAAACACAUCUCAAAAUUUACCAUUGAAGGUACAUUGGUACUUUCUACAUUGUCUGCGGGGACACCACUCAAGAUCUCAGAGUGUCCUGUAACUCACAAUAUCGCAAUAGUUGUCUUGAACAAACAAGGUGAUGGUUGUGAAGGGAAACCACGUGUUGUCGUCAUGAACUCUGAAAUCAAGGAACUAUUUGAAUAUCAUGGUGAAGUCACAGAAAUAUAUCAACCAUCAUCACAAUCAGGAAGUGAACCAUUUAACCCAUAUGGUGUGGUGUAUGACAGUAUGGGUAACCUAGUCAUAGGGGACUUGAACAACAGGUGUGUCCUACUCAUCAGUGGGCGUGGUGAAUUCCUCAGGAUCAUACACACAGACAACAACGGGGCACGUGCUGUUGGUGUAGACAAGGAGGAUGUUCUGUGGGCAGUGUUUUGGUAUGAUAGAGUCACACUACUACAGUACAGCAGUACGCAGGACAAACAACAAUGCAUUAUCUCGUAACCAUGACAACAUGAUAAUACAAAGCUGCCGAACUUCCACCCCGGACAUAUAUUAUAGACCUACAGAGUGAAUCGAUUCAACAGACAUAACAAUUUUAGGAAAUGGAAAUUCAAUUACUAUCUCACCGAAAUCAUAAACAAAUAAUGUUUGACAAAAGUGUUGAAGUGAAUUGGAAAAAAUAUUCAACCUUAUAUAUUUUUUCUGACUUUUCCCCCCGAAACCAUAUUCUAAAUUUAAUGUCUGUUUUAGCUAAUACAUGUAUGAAAAUAAAUA